AACUGCUUCAAAUGUUUUUACCAUUUUCUAGCAAUGGCCAGAAACGAAUCUUUGUGGAUUCCAACUACUUCUGUCUAGAGAUAUUGGUUUCACCUUAUUGCACAAUAUGUUCUGAUGAAAGUAUUCUUAAGACAGUCUACUCUUUUGGGGUACAUGUCCUUUGGAUAAAAACAGUAAUUCCGGUUCAUUCUUUUGAUUCUUGAAAUAUCCUCUUCUAGAGAGAAUAGAUAGGGUUUCAUAAAAGGCUUCUAAUUUUUCUGGGAAGAGAUAGAUAUGUUAAUCUGAAGGGCCAGAGAAUGGAGAGGCUGAUUGAGGACCACAAGGUGUAUCCUUUAGAGCAGGAAAAAUAAUGUUAGCAUGAUUUCUAUAGGAGGCAGAUUAAGGACGGGGAGGUAAUAACUCACCCCUGUGCUAAUUCCUGAUUCAAGUCUUCUCUUUUUCUGCCAGGCCUGCUGUGAUUUACCCUCCUUGGGGAUGAACAGAGUGCCUCCUGGUCGCUGACAACUCCAGCAUUCACUGCAGGAUGGCCCAGCUCAUCCAUGCCCUUUGGAGCCUGUGCAUCACCACUGUCCUUGUCACAUCAGCCACACAAGCAGGCCUAAGCCGUGCCGGCUUACCCUUUGGUCUGGUUCGGCGGGAACUGGCAUGCGAGGGCUAUCCUAUUGAGCUGCGUUGCCCAGGCAGUGAUGUCAUCAUGGUGGAGAAUGCUAACUAUGGCCGCACAGAUGACAAGAUCUGUGAUGCUGACCCCUUCCAGAUGGAGAAUGUCCAGUGCUAUCUGCCGGACGCCUUCAAAAUCAUGUCCCAACGGUGCAAUAAUCGGACACAGUGUGUUGUGGUAGCUGGCUCAGAUGCUUUUCCAGACCCUUGCCCUGGCACCUACAAGUACUUGGAGGUCCAAUACGACUGUGUCCCCUACAAAGUGGAACAGAAAGUAUUCGUUUGCCCAGGGACGCUGCACAAGAUCCUGGAACCUACCUCGGCCCAUGAAUCAGAGCACCAGUCUGGAGCUUGGUGCAAGGAUCCUCUUCAAGCUGGAGACCGAAUAUAUGUCAUGCCUUGGAUCCCAUACAGGACAGACACCCUGACAGAGUAUGCUUCAUGGGAAGACUAUGUAAGUGCCCGACAUACCACCACAUAUCGCUUGCCCAACAGAGUCGAUGGCACUGGCUUUGUGGUGUAUGAUGGAGCAGUCUUCUACAAUAAAGAGCGGACACGCAACAUUAUCAAGUAUGAUCUGCGGACACGGAUUAAAAGUGGAGAAACGGUUAUCAAUACAGCCAACUAUCAUGACACUUCACCCUACCGUUGGGGUGGCAAGACUGACAUUGACUUGGCUGUUGAUGAAAACGGGCUAUGGGUCAUUUAUGCCACUGAAAGCAACAAUGGACGGUUAGUGGUAAGCCAGCUCAAUCCUUAUACGCUACGCUUUGAAGGCACAUGGGAAACUGGCUAUGACAAACGCUCGGCAUCCAAUGCUUUCAUGGUGUGUGGAGUCCUCUAUGUGGCACGGACAGUCUAUGUUGAUGACGACAGUGAGGCUGCAGGGAAUCGUGUUGACUAUGCCUUCAAUACUAAUAUGAACCGUGAAGAACCGAUCUCUCUGACAUUCCCUAAUCCUUACCAGUUCAUCUCUUCCAUUGACUAUAACCCCCGUGAUAAUCAGCUUUAUGUAUGGAAUAAUUAUUUUGUUCUGCGUUACUCUCUUGAGUUUGGUCCACCCGAUCCUAGCACUGGCCCAGUCACCUCAACACCACUCAGCACGACAACCACUAUUCAUCCCACCACUGUCACCAGCACAAUAUCACCUGCUGUUACAACCACUCGGCAGCCACCCCUUACAACCCACCCUAUAGGUGCCAUAAAUCAGAAGGGUACAGAACUGCACACAGUCACUGCCGUAAUGCCCAGUACCCGCCGCCCACCAGCAAACAACCAGCACAUCUUUCCAGAGCUCUUCUGUGAGGCAAAGGAGGUGAGGCGUGUCCAGUGGCCAGCCACACAACAAGGCAUGCUGGUGGAAAGGCCUUGCCCAAAGGGCACGAGAGGUAUUGCUUCUUUCCAAUGCGUUGCUACCCUUGGUAUUUGGAACCCACGUGGGCCUGAUCUCAGCAACUGCACAAGUCCUUGGGUCAACCAGGUGGCCCAGAAGAUCAAGAGUGGAGAGAAUGCAGCCAACAUUGCUACCGAGCUUGCCCGACAUACGCGUGGCGCCAUCUACGCUGGAGAUGUUAGUUCCUCUGUCAAAUUAAUGGAGCAGCUCUUAGAUAUCUUGGAUGCUCAACUGCAGGCACUGCGUCCAAUAGAGAGGGAGUCAGCUGGCAAAAACUACAACAAGAUGCAUAAGAGAGAAAGGACCUGCAAAGACUAUAUCAAGGCUGUGGUGGAGACGGUGGACAACCUCCUGCGUCCAGAGGCACUGGAAUCGUGGAAGGACAUGAAUGCCACAGAGCAAGUGCACACUGCCACCAUGCUGCUUGAUAUCCUGGAAGAGGGAGCUUUCCUUCUGGCUGACAACGUCAAAGAACCAGCCCGUUUUGUCACCGCUAAGAAUAAUGUUGUGUUGGAGGUCUCUGUGUUAAAUACAGAGGGGCAAGUGCCUGAUAUUGUGUUCCCACAUGAAUAUACCACCAGAAACUCAAUCCAGCUAUCAGCCAACACAAUCAAGCAAAACAGUCGUAAUGGGGUGGUCAAAGUUGUUUUCAUCCUCUACAAUAAUUUGGGAUUUUUCCUUUCUACUGAGAAUGCCACAAUCAAGCUUGGAAGUGAAGUUGGUCCACUUAGCCCCUCACUUGUUGUCAAUUCACAAGUUAUCGCUGCCUCCAUCAACAAGGAAUCUAGUCGUGUCUUCCUUAUGGACCCUGUCAUCUUUACUCUUUCCCACCUGGAGGACAAGAAUCACUUCAAUGCCAAUUGCUCUUUCUGGAACUAUUCGGAGCGUUCCAUGAUGGGAUACUGGUCCACACAGGGCUGCCGGUUGAUGGAGACCAACAAGACCCACACCACCUGUGCUUGCAGUCAUCUCACCAAUUUUGCUGUCCUCAUGGCACACCGCGAAAUUUAUCAGGGCCGCAUCAAUGAACUUUUGCUGUCUGUCAUCACAUGGGUGGGCAUUGUGAUUUCUCUGGUCUGCUUGGCCAUUUGCAUAUCCACCUUUUGUUUCCUCCGUGGGUUGCAAACUGACCGCAACACCAUCCACAAGAACCUCUGCAUCAAUCUCUUCAUGACUGAGCUCCUUUUUCUUAUUGGAAUUGACAAGACACAAUAUGAGAUUGCCUGCCCCAUCUUUGCUGGGCUGCUUCACUACUUUUUCCUGGCAGCAUUCUCCUGGAUGUGCCUGGAGGCCAUUCACCUUUACCUCAUGCUGGUUGAAGUGUUUGAAAGCGAGUAUUCCCGCAGGAAAUACUACUACCUAGGUGGCUAUUGUUUUCCUGCCCUGGUAGUGGGAAUUGCUGCCGCCAUUGACUACCGCAGCUAUGGCACUGAAAAGGCUUGUUGGCUUCGGGUUGAUAACUAUUUCAUCUGGAGUUUCAUUGGACCCGUUUCUUUUGUUAUUGGGAUCAACCUUGUGUUCCUCAUGAUCACUCUGCACAAGAUGAUCCGCAACACAUCUGUCCUCAAGCCUGACUCCAGCCGACUGGAUAAUAUCAAGUCUUGGGCGCUUGGAGCCAUUACUCUACUUUUUCUCCUGGGCCUCACCUGGGCCUUUGGCCUCCUCUUUAUCAACAAGGAAUCUAUUGUCAUGGCCUACCUCUUCACUACCUUCAAUGCUUUCCAGGGCAUGUUCUUCUUUGUUUUUCAUUGUGCACUGCAGAAAAAGGUGCACCGGGAGUUCAGCAAAUGCCUGCGACAUGCAUCCUGUUGCCUCCGGAGCCAACCAGGUGCCACACUAGGCUCCCUCAAGACCUCAGCUAUCCGCAGCAACAACCGUUAUUACUCUGGGACACAGAGCCGAAUCCGGAGAAUGUGGAAUGAUACUGUGAGGAAACAGACGGAGUCUAGCUUCAUGGCAGGUGAUCUCAACAGCACUCCGACACUUAACCGAGGUACAAUGGGGAACCACCUGUUGACCAACCCCGUGCUGCAGACACGGGGCGGGAGCAGUCCCUACAACACACUCAUUGCUGAGUCUGUGGGCUUCAACCCUGCCUCACCCCCUGUCUUCAACUCUCCAGGGAGCUUCCGAGAGUCCAAGCACCCCCUGAACAACAGCCGAGACGCUUGUGGCAUGGACACCCUCCCGCUCAAUGGCAACUUCAAUAACAGCUACUCCCUCCGCAGUGGUGACUUCUCCGCCGAGGGUACCAAGAUGGCUGAUUGUCGACGAAACCUGAGUGAUGCUGCGGCCUUUGAAAAAAUGAUCAUCUCUGAGCUGGUGCAUAACAACUUGAGGGGGGGAGGCAGUGGUGCGGUCAAGGGAGGUGGGGGUUCCACUGAGACCUCCAACCCCCCUGGGCCUCCUCCCCCUCCCAAUGUAGUAGCAGGGGGAGGGGGAACCAACAAUGAGGAUGACGCCAUUGUGCCUGAUGCCCCUUCCUUGACACAUGAGGAGAACAUGGAAAUUGAACUUAUGUAUAAGGCCUUAGAGGAGCCACUCUUGCUUCAGAGGGCACAGUCCAUCCUCUACCAGAGCGACCUGGAGGAGUCAGAAAGCUGCACAGCUGACCUGACAGAGGGGGGUGACGGCCAAGCUCCUUCGCCCAACAGGGACUCAUUAUACACCAGUAUGACCAAUCUGAGGGACUCCCCGUAUCCGGACAGCAGCCCUGAGGCAGUUGGGGAAGUGCUUCCUCAUGCCCAAGCCAUCAAUGAGAUCUACUAUACCAACCGGCCAGCCUUGGUGCAGCGCAACCAGCUCCAGGCCUACUACCAAGUCCGGAGACCCAGCAAUGAUGGGUAUUUGGUCCCAGCAAGCUUAGAGAACCCUGCAGUGGAGGGAGAUGGCCAAAUGCAGCUGGUGACCAGCCUUUGAGGGGCUGAAAAGGGACUAAGGGACCAUACCUCCUAACCCCAACAUGGCAUCCUUGCUGUGACCUGAACAUU
This is a messenger RNA of Protobothrops mucrosquamatus (brown spotted pit viper), 5043 nucleotides long. RefSeq names its product adhesion G protein-coupled receptor L1 (gene ADGRL1). Gene Ontology annotation, cellular component: presynaptic membrane; postsynaptic density; axon. Bases 524 to 4972 code for a protein of 1482 amino acids. Gene Ontology annotation, biological process: heterophilic cell-cell adhesion; adenylate cyclase-activating G protein-coupled receptor signaling pathway; cell surface receptor signaling pathway. The record is from RefSeq and is a predicted model, not a curated record. The transcript is spliced from 23 exons. Lineage: Eukaryota; Metazoa; Chordata; Lepidosauria; Squamata; Viperidae. Gene Ontology annotation, molecular function: latrotoxin receptor activity; carbohydrate binding; G protein-coupled receptor activity.